This is a messenger RNA of Lates calcarifer (barramundi perch), 2987 nucleotides long. RefSeq names its product stearoyl-CoA desaturase b (gene scdb). Gene Ontology annotation, biological process: unsaturated fatty acid biosynthetic process; response to fatty acid. Lineage: Eukaryota; Metazoa; Chordata; Actinopteri; Centropomidae. Gene Ontology annotation, cellular component: endoplasmic reticulum membrane. Gene Ontology annotation, molecular function: palmitoyl-CoA 9-desaturase activity; iron ion binding; stearoyl-CoA 9-desaturase activity. The record is from RefSeq and is a predicted model, not a curated record. The transcript has 6 exons. The coding region runs from base 437 to 1441 and encodes 334 amino acids.
UUGCCGUGUGACAUCAUGGUCUGUCUGCAACAUCCUGCAAUCAGAUUAACGAGCCAUAUUAAGAUCAAGAAGUCGAUAUGAGAGAUUGGGCAACGGGCUACAUAUUCCUCAUAUGAUAAGACUUUUUGAUGAUUUAGGGAAAAAAAAGCGGAGGGCGGUAAACAUCAGUUAAGCAAACAGCCAAUGGGAUAUUCAGAGCUGGUGGCAUCAAUUUCCCCAUCGACGAGCUGCUUUAAAACGACCUCUGUAAAGGCAAUUGGGUAAGAGGACUUCAGAAAACCGGGAAUCAACGCAACUGUAUCCUGUAUCAUUUCAUCUGUAUCUACACUUCACAUGAACCCGGAUCCCCUGCAGCUUUGCUGUCUUCUUCUAUAAGGAAACGCGGUUGGAGAGCGCACGCGCACUGCUAUUACAGAAACCUCCCUUCCGAGCAAAAAUGACCGAAACGGUAACCAGGAAUCAUCGCGCCGGCAAGCAACAGAAUGGCGAUGCCGCGGCAGAGACAUCGACGGUGGAGGAUGUUUUUGACGACACCUACACAGAGAAAGAGGGUCCCAAACCGCCGAGAACCCUGGUGUGGAGAAAUAUCAUACUGAUGUCCCUCCUACAUAUCGGUGCGCUCUAUGGACUGAUUGCCAUUCCCUCCGCAUCGGCUUUAACUCUUGCAUGGACUGUAGUUUGCUACCUCAUCAGUGCUCUUGGUGUGACCGCCGGCGCACACAGAUUAUGGAGCCACAGAUCCUAUAAGGCUUCACUUCCCCUGCGAGUCUUCCUCGCUCUCGCCAACUCAAUGGCCUUUCAGAAUGACAUAUACGAGUGGGCAAGGGACCACCGCGUCCAUCACAAGUACUCUGAGACGGACGCAGACCCCCACAACGCCACGCGGGGGUUUUUCUUCGCCCACAUCGGUUGGCUGCUGGUUCGCAAACACCCAGACGUCAUUGAAAAGGGACGGAAAUUGGAGAUGGUGGACCUGAAGGCAGAUAAAGUGGUUAUGUUUCAGAGGAGGCACUACAAGCUCUCUGUGAUCAUCCUUUGCUUCCUUGUGCCCACCUUGGUGCCCUGGUACUUCUGGGGUGAAUCCUUGGUUGUGGCAUACUUCAUCCCCGGGCUCCUGAGGUACGCUGUGGUGCUCAACGCCACCUGGCUGGUCAACAGUGCUGCGCAUAUAUGGGGCAACAGGCCUUAUGACAAGAACAUCAACCCAAGGGAAAACCCACUGGUUGCUUUCAGCGCCAUAGGGGAAGGCUUCCACAACUACCACCACACAUUCCCCUUUGACUACGCCACAAGCGAGUUUGGCUGCAAGCUCAAUCUCACUACUGCCUUUAUAGACCUCAUGUGCUUCCUGGGGUUGGCCAAGGACCGUAAGAAGGUAUCCAAGGAAAUGAUCAUCGCUCGCAUCCAGCGAACGGGUGAUGGCAGCAACAAAAGUGGCUGAGUCACGCCAGCCACAGACUCUGCGACUGACACCGACACGUCAAACCGAGACAGAACGUAGCAGCAUUUCAGUGAUGGGGUGAUGAUUACCAUGCUUCUGAUUAUAAGUUAAACCUCUUCCUGAGAUUAAUACUGGCCUUUCCAUAAAUUGUGUGGGUCUCUCAUAAGUUUUGAAGUGUCCUCACUGACUAUUAGGCACAGCCAGUGACUUGGCUACAUGUGCAAGCACAGCUUUUUUUUCACUAUAAUAUCAAACAGGCACAAAGAGAAUGGAAAAAGGCUCAUCGGAAUUUAAGUCCUUUUUUUUGGGCAGCAGUAGGUGCAGCCAAACAGGUCUGUGUGAGCAGUGUGUAAAAGCAGUAAUUACAGAAUAAUUUACUGUAUCUCUUAUUUAUUAAUGUGCUAUUUAUUAAUAGUCUUUGGCAAUUUGAAAGCUUUAUUGAAACCCUUAACAGUGAGUUUUUUUUUGUUGUUUUUUUUACAAACAAGACUGAGGACCUUUCACUCUAACUUCUGUCAGUAGUGCUUUGUUUCAUUCAACAGAGGGUGGAAUUUAAUCUUGGUAUUUGUUCAUCUAUUUUAAGCUAAGGUUUUCUUUAUACUUGGUAAGCUAGUAGUCUUACUAAACCAGAAGCUGCUGUGUCCAAGGCCAACAUUUCAAGGCCCCAUUUAUCAUAUUAGAGUAACCCUGGCUGAGUACAGUUCAGAUGUGUUAUACUUUGGGAUGUUCUCACGCCCACUGUCUCCAACUUGUCCAAAGGCCACUUAAUGAGGUUCUGUAUACCUCCAGUUGAGUGGUGAAGCUGCCUCAGACUUCAUUAUGAACCCUCUUCAUGUAGACUCCUCUGGACUGAAACCUAGACCCAGACUUCUCACUCUUAAUCUGAAAAGAGAGUUGUUUGCACUUAUUUUGUAUUAAUUUGAAAUACACUCAAGAUAAGAUUCCAUCUCCCUCGGAUAAGGCCUAUGAGGCAUGUGUAAGAGGUGCAUUUACCUUUUGUGCUGUGUGAUAUUAUUGAAACAUAUUCCAGGACUCUUGCCCAAAUGCCUUAUGAGGGUUGCACACUUGUUAAAAAAAUUAAAAGUGCACAUUACGAAGCUAAAUUAGGGCUUAAAUUUUCUGUCUAAUCACGGUUGUGUGGUGUCUGUUUAUAAGGAAAACUUGAAAAACUGUACUCCCUUAUUUAUAAUGAAAAAGAGGAACCACUCAACAAAUCCUAAAAAAAGAUGCUUUAUCAUGAUUUAACUUCUGUAUAACCAAACAAAUACUUUGCUCUAAAACAACAUCCAAACUUGUUAUAAUAUCAUUAAAGAUACUGUUGUGAUAUUCCUCUUCCUCUUUUACAGAGCAACAGUUUUUUACAGUGUUAACUUCAUGAAUUUUGAAUGCCUUAAAAAAAUGGCACAUUUUUUCAAAGAAUGUUUUUGCCCACAGUAUGUACCGUAAAUAAACCAAAUUUUCUACUUGUGACAAAGUAUGUUUUGCUGUUUUUGUUGGAAUUCUGUAAUACUCCUUAUUCGUAUACUGAAUAAAAAAUAUGAUCAUA